GAGCUAAAAUUUUUUGGGAACUAAACGCCCCCCAAAUUCACCAACCGUCAAGCCAAACCAAUCCAUUCGAGCCCCUCCAAGUUGAAUCCAUCACCGGAGCUAUGAAAUCGGGCUACCGGACCAUGACAGCUAGCAAGCGGGAGUUGGGGCGAGCCGCGAGCGGGCGGCCGGCGAGCAAGCCAUGGAGGCCCCACGGAGGCACGGCGGCUCGCGGCCGGCCGGCGAGCAAGCGGCGGCAGCCACACGCAGGUGCGGUGGAGCGUGAACCUGCGGGCGACCACGCUGCGGUGCAACGAUCUUCGAGCAGAGUCGCGGGCUGCCGGCCGCAGCGGCGUGUGCGGGCUGCCGGCUGGGGUAGCGACGAGCUGGCUGGCCAGAGAUGUCCGUGGACACGCGGGAGCAGCGGCCGUUGGCGCCGUAGGUCGGAUGAGGAGUCCCGACCGAGCUUCCACAAGUGAGAGUCGAGAGGGGAGAAAAGAGGACCUCUCAUCUGUCGGGUGCCGGAAGAGAGCUCGGCUGGAGAGGGUUUUUCACUAUUGGACAGGCCAGCUAAUUGCAUUUAGGUUUAUCAGGCUACAAUGUAUAUACAAGGCCAUAAUGUCUCGGCUUGGUUGUUCAGAUUAGUUUGCAUAUAUGGUUUCUCAUCGUUUUAAGUAUUUCGGAAUAAAUCAAUAAAUUAGUCCUUCUAGUGGCACCAAACCAGAUUUGUAGUUUGUGUUGAUUGGUUAGCCUUCCAUUGUGCAUAAUUUCUCAGAAUUUUAGGAACACGUUUGGUAGAUAGCCUUUUCUUCCCCCUUUCUUUAAUGCUACUUGCAUAUGGAAGUGGAAUGGACAAUGGACACAUAUUUAUGUCCAAAUAUAUUUUGAAUAGCACAAAUUUUGCUUGAAUUUGAGUUUGACAGUACCAGUGCCCAUGUUUCUCGCAGUACAUAUUUUUGGGUUCAUAAACAUUUCUUCUAUAAUUUAUAAUGGGUUUUUGCCUUGCGCAGUUUGCACCAUUCUAGGGACUUUAAAACUUUAUGGUUUUGUGGGAAUCAUAUGUGCUUAUUAAGCCUUUCCUACCAUGCUUUCGUAAUAGCAAUUUCCUUCUACACCACAGCAGAGUAUGGUUUUGGUAAUUAGAUCGUGACUGAUAUGCAGACCAUAGCGGUAUUGAUAAUUCACUUGUUUGCAUGAUGCUUGUUUGCUAUAGAGUUAUGGUGUCUUAUUUGCUUGAAAAAACUGUGUCGUUUGUUCUAAUUAGAUUGCUCUUGUUUGCCUUCAUCUAUACUUUUUUAUAUAUGCAAUUGGUUGCAUUUUGAUUGGAUGUUUUCCUUUAUGUUGCUGGAUCUCAUUUUGGAUGGCAUCUGGAUGACCGGAUGCAUGGUUCUAUUAGCAGAAGCUUCAUAAUGCUCCAGAAAAUCAUCACCAUCUAUAUUAGGAAAAAGACCACAUAAACCCCUAACGUAUUAUGGGUCGACUACAUCACCCCCUCAACUAUAAACCCAUAGUAUGUUGGGGGGUUAAAAAUCCAGUGCAUUAGUUCACCUUUAGAUGUUCUUGAAAAAUUCUCUAAUAUUGUACGUGCCUAUUUGAAAAAAAAGUAUGUUGUAUAUUGCUCAAUCUGUGUUUCAAUGUUGAGCGAGACAGCUUGUAUGCUGUGUUUUUUGUUUUAAUGUGCAUAGUGGUCCAUUCAGUAAUCUUGUUUUCAUGAAUUGAUAGGUCUUCAAUUGUUCAAACCUUGAAUUACUUCUUUCAACAUCUAUCUGGUUUGAGAAACCAUAACAUGGUCUGCAUUUCGUAUGGAUAUUCUUUAUAACAGUAACAUUACUUUUAUCGAACAGACAAGGAAUUUGCUCUCGAUUGCCAUGUACGAGAUCGUCUAUAUAAGAGGGAUAUUUCAUGAGAGGUGUUUCUGUGAUAAAUCUGUUCCAGCACUAGAGAUGAAGAUUAAAACGCUGAUGCCAGUGGAUGCUGAAUCAAAAAGGCUGAUCGGUUGGAUGGAAAAAGGUAUCUACGAUGCUUUGAAAAAGAAAUAUCUCAAGACCAUCCUCUUUACCAUCUGCUAGGAAGAAGUGAUAAUUGAGGAGUACGCCUUCUCAUUUGGCUACUCCAACACUUCUGAGGAAGUUGUGAUGAUUAUGAAUCGUACGGGGAGCAAAAAGGGUAGCACUACUUUUAGAUCAAAUGCUUCUGAUGUAACUCCUCAUCAGAUGAGGAGCUCUGCUUGUAAGAUGAUCAGAAGGCUGGUUUCACUUAUGAGGAACUUGGAUCCAAUGCCAGAGGAGCGAACAGUUCUAUUGAAGUUGAUGUACUACGAUGACACCACCGUCAAGAAUGUCCUUCAGAAAUAUGAUGAUAACAGUGCUACCAGCGGAGAUUAUGAUAUGAAUGUGGAUGAUGAUUACCUUUCUAACACAAAGCCACCUGGAAGAAGAUCUGGAUAUGUUUUGGUAUCCUCUUCAAAGAAGGUUGAGUUCCUAUUAGAUUCAGGUGCAACUCACCACAUCUGCAAUGACAAAGGAAUAAUGCGUAAUUUAAAGGAUGUGAAGGAGGAUUAUCAGGUCCCUUUAUACUCUUGUACUGGUGCUGAAUUGAAAGCUGAAAUGAUGGGCUCAGUUAUGACAAAGAACUUCAAACUCGGACAAGUCGGGUUCAUUCCUGAAAUGGCCUUUAAUGUUGUGUCUGUCAGUCAGGGUCUUCUCACCAACAUUUCAGAUGGGCAAUUCAGUAUCACUUCUGUAGACGAUGCAAGAGUGGUGGGAGAAGGAUUUCUGAAGAAGCAGCACAAUAAAGAUAAUGGCUCACACUACUAUGAAUAUAUCUUCCGAACUAUGAACUGGGUUGUCCAACAGGAUGACGAGAAGUUUAUUGACAGUUGCCAUGAAAGUGAAAGUGGUGAUGAUGAUGAGGACUGGGUUAUAGAUACUGGUUGUUGGGACCAUAUAGUACCUACACUUAGUAUGCUAAGCUAUGCAAAAAGAGAGAGACAUCCCAUCCAAUCAGCAUCUGGAACAAUGUGGGCAACCCACAAAGGGUCAACCACAGUGGGAGAACUAUUUCUGAAGGAUGUCAGAUUCUGCAAAGAUCUUACAAGGAGACUGCUGUCUGGAGCGAUGCUGGAUCUAAGUGGACAUAGGAUGACUUUCAAUGCCCAAAAGUGCACAAUUGUGCAUAAAGAUGGCUUGGAACUGAAAGGAGUAGGCAUACUUCAGAAGAACACAGGAUUGUACUUGCUACAAGAAAAUGAAGAAGAGGAGAGAGCUAUACAGGAAGAGAAGAAUUUGGUGGCGGAAACAGAAGAAGAUGAGUUGAUAGACAGUGAAGAAAGGAAGAACGAGAGCAUGAUGAAAGAGGAGGAGGAUGACCUGACAGACCUGACCGCUUAUGCAGAAGGGUUGAAGACAGCUGAAGCAGAACAGUCUGGUCUGCCACCUGAUGCCAAAGAUGGGAAGAACAAGAGGGCACCAACUGAGGACACCAACAAGCCUGCUAAGCGAGCUAAGAAAGGCAAGGCUGCCAAGAGAACUAAGAGGCGGCAGCUUAAGUAGGCCAAUGAUCAUUGUAAUGGAAGUUGAUGCCGCAGAGAAGCUGCUGGGCAGGAAGGCAGUGGCCAAUACUGUUUUUCUUUUCAACUGAUUGUCCCCAUUGUUUACUUCCAUAACAAAGGCCAGAAUUUUCCAGUGGAAAUAUACGUCUGUGUUUAAGUGUUUUGUAGUGUUUUCAUCCCCGUUUGUGUAAUUUUCUCUGGUGCAGACAGAUGUGUUCACUGUGUCUUCAUCUUGUGCUGUGUUGCUGCUGUAAUUUGCGGCCGUGCCACAAUUAUGAAUGAUCAAGUUCAGAGCGGAAUCUCUUCCCCAGAGUUCUGUGAUUCUGUCUCUACUCA
This is a messenger RNA of Panicum virgatum (switchgrass), 3865 nucleotides long. RefSeq lists its product as uncharacterized. NCBI's taxonomy places the organism in Eukaryota, Viridiplantae, Streptophyta, Magnoliopsida, Poales, Poaceae. The coding region runs from base 2115 to 3530 and encodes 471 amino acids. The transcript is spliced from 9 exons. The record is from RefSeq and is a predicted model, not a curated record.